UUUCUUUAACCGUAAAUCUAAGAUGGCGACCGAUACAGGCGAUAUGAGUGUGCGAGGCAUGUAAGGCAAGGCAGAGACAGACGUCUCGUUGUGGAGACCCUGUUUGGAUUGACUUUUCAGCGCCGUCGCACUCGCUGCCAACUGCGGGACCGAGCGCCAUCACAGUUUCAAGCAUGAUGGACGACCACAGCAUUAAUUUAAGCGAUGACGAGGAGGAUUUCGAGCACCCGACCAGUCCCCACGAACUGCAAGGAACUUUGUGCAAAUGGACUAACUACAUUCACGGCUGGCAGGACCGAUUCAUCGUGCUCAAGGAUGGCACCCUGUCCUACUACAAGUCCGAAAAUGACACUGCUUUCGGGUGCCGUGGCGCGAUCAGCAUUUACAAGGCUACGGUCAAGCCACACGAGUUUGACGAGUGCCGUUUCGACGUCAGCGUUAACGACUGCGUGUGGUACCUACGAGCAGAUGGACCUGAGGAGAGAAAUCGGUGGGUCGAGGCUUUGGAUGCCUACAAGGUUGACUCUGCAUACGGAAGUGAGAACAGCCUAAGACGCCACGGCUCGGCACUCUCCCUGGGCUCAACGAGCGUGUCUUCCUUGAAGAAAGGCCGGGGUCCUCGAGAGAAGCUGCUCGAAAUGGAGACAUUUCGAGACAUUCUGUGUCGUCAAGUUGACACCCUUCAAGCAUACUUCGAUGCCUGUGCUGCCGAAGAACAGAAUGGCCACGAUGGCAGCCCAACGAUGAAGGAUGGACUAGGCGAAGACACAGCAUCAAAAACUCUGGAGAUCUUGGCAUCUCGAUUUAAAGAGAGCGGUGACCGGCGACGGUCACCCGCUGCCCCAGGGAUGCUUCCACCGGUCGACUUUCGUGGGGAAGCCAUCACGUUCAAGGCCACCACUGCAGGCAUCCUAGCCACUCUGUCUCACUGCAUCGACCUGAUGGCGCAGCGGGAGGAAGCCUGGAAACGAAAACUCGAACGAGAGGUGGACAAGCGCAAGAAGAUGGAGGAAGCCUACAAGCAAGCCAUGUCCGAGGCCAGGUCACAGCCACCGGCUGUGCUCGGAGGCCCCGAUUACGAGGAGGGACCACACAGCAUGAUUAAUGAAGACGAGUUCUUUGAUGCCAUUGAUGCUGCACUGGACAGAAAUGAGCAGCAGGAGGAGGAACGGCGUCAAAUAAAGAACAGGGUACGAGAAAUGCUGCGACCAGCCUCCGCAGCAUCUCAGCAUCCUCUCUGGAAUGAGGUGGAGGAUAUUACAAUGGAACAGCUGCGCUACGCCAAGAUGGGUGUUGGUGAGGGCGGCUGGCAACUGUUUGCCGAAGACGGCGAGAUGAAGAUGUACCGGAGAGAAGUGGAAGAGGGCGGCAUCGUGUGCGACCCCCUCAAGGCAGUGCACGUGGUACGCGGCGUCACAGGGCGCGAGGUCUGCCACUAUUUCUACAACCCCGAAGUGCGCUUUGACUGGGAGACAACCUUGGAGAGCAUGGAAGUGCUCGAGGUGCUAGAACCUAUGACCGUCAUAGUGCACCAGAUCCACAAGCGGGUGUGGCCGGCCACCCAGCGCGAUGCCCUCUUCUGGUCGCACAUGGCACGGGCACCCAACGAAGAGGAUCCCGACGCCCACGAUGUCUGGAUCGUCUGCAACAACUCAUGCGACACCCCUCACGUGCCUCUUGGAAAGUGCGUGCGUGUGCGGCUGACUGUGUGCCUGAUGUGCCAGACGUUUGUGGACCCGCCGCAGCCAAACACCAACAUCACUCGGGACAACCUCUCGUGCAAAAUCACCUAUUGCUCAACCAUCAACCCUGGUGGCUGGGCGCCCGCCUCAGUGCUGCGUGCUGUCUACAAGCGGGAGUACCCCAAGUUCCUCAAGCGGUUCACGCAGUACGUCAAGGACCAGACAGAGUCCAAGGAGAUCAUGUUCUGAGACUGCCCUUUCGCACUUCCGGCCAGAGCCUGCAUCCUUCGAUCGAUGCAAAGCAAGGUCUCUUCUUUGAAAGGAGUGCAGACGACCAAAGCAGUCUGUGUUCACAAAUUUGAGACGUUGGGGGUGACGGACAAGAGGGACUCACUACAAAAUAAGUGAUAAUACACAAAGGUGUCUACAACAGCAGACUCAAGAAAUAUGCGAGUGAUGCAGGUAUUUACAGGAAAACGAAAAAAAAAGCAAAGGGAGCGAAAAACCUGAAGAAAGAAUGAAAGAAAAAAGCCUAACUUCUGAAGUGAUUGGGGCGUGGUGGGGCAUUUGUUACGGGUGCCCGUGGUCAUGUUUGUGCAGACAUGUGUGGCUAAGCUAGGCUUUGUCAUUGUGAGAAGGUCAAAAACUGUAUCUUAAAAAAAAAAAAGAAAAAGCAGGGUUCCAAUUCAUAGUGGCAAAAGCUAUAUGACUCCAUUUUAUACAAAAGCACCGCGAGAGCCUGAUACGCAAACAUUUAUAGCUUUCUUAUACGUUUCUUUUUUUUUUUUUUCCACCAUUGUACAUUACAGUGAAAUUCCGAUUGUUGCAUUUGCGUGGUUAAGAACACACCACUUCAAACAUUGGGCGGGGAUAAGGGGAAGAGUGUAUAGGAACAGCCCUUCUGGAAUUUUACAACGACCCACUUUGAAGUUCGCACUUGUUCCAAGUCGCACAGGGUGCUAGGCACUUAACUUUAGUUAUCGCCACAUUACUGUUUCCUUCCUUCUUUCCUUUCCCCUUCCUCCUGAGAUUCAUAAGGUCUGCGUUUAUUGUACUACAAGAAAGAGAAAGCAUUUCAAAAGCGCGGAAAUUUUUUUUACAGCCUAAUAACACUGCCGUUUCCUGUUAGUAAAUGUGAAGGAAAGAGAGCAUUAGUUGUGAAAGGCUUUUGUAUGCCACCGAGCAAUGUUCACGCGUAAGCAGAGACGUUAGCGUGCAGUCAAGGAAAAAAAAACGGCAGGGGCUCGUGCUAGGUUUUAAACGGUGCCAACUUUCAUGCGGCACGUGUGUCGUUCGUCUUUGUAAUCUUUGCACUUUUUUUUAACAGACGACUGGGUCAAAUGAAAGAGUCUCAUGGCUCCUCGGCUUUAGCUUAAAUCUACAGCAUAUUCCUGCGUGGAGCAGAUUUUUGUGGGAGUCAACGGCUGCGAAAGAGUGCAACUUUAGAUGCAGAGUUGUGCGAGGCAACCGUCACGGGAGCCAAUAAGUUUAAGAGUUAUAUAAGUGACUAAAUGGGACAUAACGUUCUGCUUUUUGUCGUGUGUUGUCGGUUGGGCCGUCUACCAGAAGUAUUCCAAACCACUUUUUUAAAUGUGGCUGCAAGAGCCACAGGCGUUGCAACUAAGCUUGUCUUGUAGAGGCAGUGGGCCCCGUUCAUUAUCGCGCCUUUUUUUUUUAAACGAGCAGAUCUUUUAAGGAGAUGAUUGGUGCUACGGCAGUACACUUGCAGCCGGUCUGUGGUGCAGUAAAAAAAAAUAAGGAUGACUUACGUAACGCCUCGCCUUAACUUUUUUUUUUUUUUUGUCUACACCAAGUCUGUGUUAUUUUUUGUCAUGUCGUUUACACCUUUUUGUAUCGCGUGUGUGCUGGCACAGAUGCACCGUUCCUUUCACGGUUUUUCAAUUUUUACGACCCAUUUUUAAAAACUGCAGCAUCUAGUCACCACUACUUCAUCCGUAGCAUGAUUUUAGGUAAUGUACUCAAAACCAAUCAAAGUGGUCUACACGUUUUAUUGUAUUUUUUUUUUUUGAGCCAGUCAGUCUUGUUCUUUUUUUUUUUCUAAGUCCUGGCCUCAAACUAGCCACUGUCUCUAGGUUCUCGCAUGGUCUUUCUUUUUUUUAGCUUAUUCUAUAAACAGUGCACCGAUGCCUCUCUUUCUUUCUUCAAGCUGCUGCUUGCAUCGGGGAAAACGAGCAAAAUGAGUAUGCGUUCACACGAACUGUUCUGUUCCAUCUGUGUUUCGGUAGUUUCGUGGCCUUCGUUUUUUUACCUCAAGAAGCUUGACUCCCGAGUUUGUUGCAUACUUGUGUGGUGUCUCCUUUACAAAAAGCAAGUCGGAAGAUUGUACUCGGCGCAAAUCGCAAUGCACAAAAAUGCAAGGGGGAUACGGGAGUCCUUUUAUAUAGUAUACAUCUUUCGUGGUUUGCAGAGUUUAAUGUAAUUUUGUAAUUGGAGCGAGCUGAAAACCGUGCUUCGAAGUGCUUACCGCGCCGCAGCUGACGCGGAGUGUUGCUCUGUUGGGGUUUUGAGCGACGGUGCGUUGGUGGAACUGUGCGACAGGACACUGAUGCGUGCUCUCCUUGUUACCGCUUUCCAAGAGGGCUGUCGCGUACGUGCCAGCGUCCGCUGCCUGCCUGCCUAUCGGUUCUCCUGCCACGGCAUCUCUUCCUGUUGUCUUGCUUGUGCAUGAGAGUGCGAUGCUUUUUUGUACAUAAUAUAUAUAAAUAUAUAUAUAAACAAAUAUAUAUAUAUAUAUAUGCGGGUUUGUAUUACAUGCACAGCUAUUAAAAUGUGUUUUGAUGUCA
This is a messenger RNA of Rhipicephalus sanguineus (brown dog tick), 4486 nucleotides long. RefSeq names its product ceramide transfer protein. Gene Ontology annotation, molecular function: phosphatidylinositol-4-phosphate binding. NCBI's taxonomy places the organism in Eukaryota, Metazoa, Arthropoda, Arachnida, Ixodida, Ixodidae. Gene Ontology annotation, cellular component: Golgi apparatus. Bases 174 to 1931 code for a protein of 585 amino acids. Gene Ontology annotation, biological process: ER to Golgi ceramide transport. The transcript has 12 exons. The record is from RefSeq and is a predicted model, not a curated record.